AUGGCGAUGCUCAUGCUGCUGAUUCCGGCCGUCUUUUACUUGACCGUUCUGUGGGCGCGGGAGCAGGAUCUCAAUGCCAAGUGGAUGCCCGAUCGAGAGUCGCUUCUCUUCAGCCGGAAGCCCCUGCCGGCCCCCCUGGAGACGACAUGGAUAUCGAGCUACAAGCUGCCGUUGAGGACGCAGGGACGGAACAUUGUCGACGAGAAUGGCCAUCGGUUCAAGCUGUCUUCCAUCAAUUGGUACGGCGCCAGUGAUGAGCUCUUUGUCCCAGGCGGAUUGGAUAUCCAGCACCGAAGCGUCAUUGCCGAGACCAUCAAGAAGAUGGGUUUCAACAGCGUGAGGCUCCCCUACUCAGACGAGCUUGUCAUCAAGAACCCGGUGCUUGAGCCACGGCUGGUGCUUGCGAACCCGGACCUCGAGGGCCUUCGCGCCAUGGAUGUGUUCGAAGCCGUGACAACUGCUCUGACGGAUGCUGGACUUGCUGUCAUCAUCAACAACCACAUCACCAGCGCAACUUGGUGCUGUGGGGCAGACCCUUGCGAUGCUGGCUGGGCCAACGAUCACCUCGGACCGCUGUGCCGCGUCAAACAGACAGAGGAGGAAUGGAUUCAACAUUGGGAGUCGGUCAUGGAGCGAUUCGUGCAUAAUCCGUUGGUCAUUGGAGCUGAUCUCCGCAACGAGGUCCGUGGCCUCUGGGGAACCAUGCCCUGGUCCAAGUGGGCAGCCGCCGCAGAGAAAUGCGGCAAUCGUCUGCUCAAGAUGAAGUCCGACUGGCUCAUCAUUGUCGAAGGCACCGAGUCGGCCAACGAUGUUUCGGGCGCUCUCGACCGACCAGUCCGUCUGGAUGUUGAGAACAAGCUCGUCUACUCUGCUCAUGGCUACAAGUGGUCAGGCUGGGGAAGCUGGCAAGGUCGAUUUGCCCAGCGGAAUUACAAGUCAUUCGUCAAGACGAUGCGUCACAACUGGGCGUAUCUGCUUGACUUGGACAUUGCGCCAGUCUGGUUUGGAGAGCUGGGGGCGCCAAACGACCCUACUGUCGGCGAUGCGCGCUACUGGAAGCAUUUGCUCCAGUAUCUCAAGUCCAUUGAUGGAGAUUUCGGAUACUGGGCUUUGAACCCUCGCAAGCCCAAGAACAACGAGAAGGAGUCUUAUUCACUGGUGCACGAUGACUGGAUCACCCCAGUGCUGGACUAUCGCAUGAAGGAUUUGCAGGAGCUGAUGAGGAAAUGA
Messenger RNA from Trichoderma harzianum CBS 226.95, 1230 nucleotides. RefSeq names its product glycoside hydrolase family 5 protein. The transcript has a single exon. The coding region runs from base 1 to 1230 and encodes 409 amino acids. NCBI's taxonomy places the organism in Eukaryota, Fungi, Ascomycota, Sordariomycetes, Hypocreales, Hypocreaceae. The record is from RefSeq and is a predicted model, not a curated record. Gene Ontology annotation, molecular function: hydrolase activity, hydrolyzing O-glycosyl compounds.